Cutaneotrichosporon cavernicola is the source of this 669-nucleotide messenger RNA. RefSeq lists its product as uncharacterized. NCBI's taxonomy places the organism in Eukaryota, Fungi, Basidiomycota, Tremellomycetes, Trichosporonales, Trichosporonaceae. Gene Ontology annotation, molecular function: mRNA binding. The transcript has 5 exons. Gene Ontology annotation, biological process: mRNA export from nucleus. Gene Ontology annotation, cellular component: nucleus. The record is from RefSeq and is a predicted model, not a curated record. Bases 1 to 669 code for a protein of 222 amino acids.
AUGGCUUCCAUGGACAUCGACAAGCCCCUCGACGAGAUGAUCGCCGCUAAGCCUCGUGGCCGUCGUGGUGGCCGUGGCCGUGGUGCUUCCUCGGCCUCUGCCCCCUCCCGCGACGCGGCUCCGCGUGGUGCGGCUGGCGCGCGUGCGCGCUACUCUGGUUCCGCCCCGCGCAACGUGUCGCAGACCCAGCGCGCUGCUGUUGUGCCCGCUGCUAACAAACCCGUGACCGCGGACGCUACCAAGAUCAUCAUCUCCAACCUUCCCACAGACGUGACCGAGGCACAGGUUCGCGACCUUAUGCAGUCGACCGUUGGGCCUGUUCGCGCCCUCCACAUGGCUUACACCGCGAGCGGAAAGAGCUCUGGCAGCGCGACUGUCAUCUUCAAGAACCGCGGUGACGCCAACAAGGCUCACACGACGUACCACAACCGGAUGAUCGACAACCAGCGCCCCAUGAAGGUCGAGAUCGCCAUCGACCCCAACGCUGUUGCGUCGUCGCUCGCCGCGCGCGUCGCCACACCUCGGGCUGCUAAGCCCGAUUCCAAGUCGUCGGCACCCCGCGGCCGCCGCGCUCCCCCUCCCUCCCGCCCUCGCGCGGCCCGUCCCGCCAAGAAGUCGGCCGAGGACCUCGAUGCCGAGAUGGAGGCGUACAAGACGACGACUGCUUAG